Esox lucius (northern pike) is the source of this 912-nucleotide messenger RNA. Its product is annotated as CMRF35-like molecule 9. NCBI's taxonomy places the organism in Eukaryota, Metazoa, Chordata, Actinopteri, Esociformes, Esocidae. The coding region runs from base 1 to 912 and encodes 303 amino acids. The transcript has 5 exons. The record is from RefSeq and is a predicted model, not a curated record.
AUGCACUGUCUGUCUUAUUACAUAGUUCUGUCUGCCGUGGCUAUUCAUUCCAAAAAGGAUGUUGGAGGACACGGCACUUUCCCGUGUUCAUUCUCAUGGGCUUCAACCAACAACAAGUACUUCUGUAAGGAGACGUGUUCUGGUGAAGAUAUUCUGGUUGAAACUAAAGGGAGCAGGAAUGUAACUCAAGGUAGAUACAGUAUAGACGACGAUGGAAAUGGACAUGUCACUGUGACCAUCAAGGACCUGAAGAAGUCAGACUCUGGGACAUACUGGUGUGGAGUGGAGAGAUUUGGCCCAGACUCAUACCAAGAGGUGCAUCUGACAGUUACUGAUGACUCUCCUGGAACAGGACAGACUCUGAUGGUGUGGACCCGUGUUGGUGUCGUAGUCAUGGUGACGGUCAUGGGACUGGUCCUGACUCUGUUCUGUAUAAAGAGAAGAGGAAGCAGGAGACAAACAUCUCCACAGCUGGUCUACAAAAACACCAAGACUGCCCCUAGUGGAGAGGAGAGAGGAAACAAGCAACCAAAACCUCCACAACCAGUCUACUACAACACCAACACUGCCCCUAGUGGAGAGGAGAGAGGAAACAAGCAACCAAAACCUCCACAACCAGUCUACUACAACACCAACACUGCCCCUAGUGGAGAGGAGAAGGUUGACAGGUUGUAUGAGAACACCAGAAAGCCCAGGAAAAAGAGAUACGUUGCCCCGGUGAUCCCAAUCAACUCACCUAACGCCUCAACCAACCCUGCUGACCACGCCCCUACAACCAACCAUGCUGACCACGCCCCUACAACCAACCUUGCUGACCACGCCCCUACAACCAACCUUGCUGACCACACCUCUACAACCUACCCUGCUGGUCAAGUCACAAGGGCAGUAAUGAAUGGAAUGUUGGCUGAGUAA